AUGUCAUAUAGUAAAAUAGUGUUUCAGCCAUCUGUGGAGGUGCAGAGGACACUUUCUAAAAAUCUGAAUGCUGUGUGGAAGCUCACAUUCCUCACAGUGACGUGUCCCAACGAAGCCUUCACUCUGAGUGCUGCCUUCAGGGAGUGUGAGUCUCGGAAACUAAAGCGGCAAAUAAGGAGCGAGACUCUGAGGCAGGCAGAUAGCAAGAAGGCUGGCCGUGGUGUCUGGUGGCAAGCAGGGCAGGCCCGGUCUCGCUCAGGCUCAGACUCAAGCUCAAACUUAAACUCAAGAAAAGGGAGAGGCCAACAUCUAGUUCACGCUGCACUCAUUGCCACUCUUCUUCUGAGUUCAGCACUUGGAGAAGAGGACACAGUGGCAGAGGAUAUUGGUGUCCAUCAGUUGGAGCGUUUAAUAGAGCUGUUGACAUCUCAGGAGUGCGAGGAGCUUCUGUCUGCCCUCUCUCACCCAGAGGAGAACAUCUUCCAACAUCUUGAACGCCUCUCACCAGAAAAAAAUCAACUUGAUCUCAAGCCCCGAGCCAAGAGAGACACUUCUUCUGAUGAUGAUGGCGAGACUCAGUGCCGGACGGCCCUGACAGACUGGCUGAUGAGGUACGGUGAGGAGACCUACUACGACAGGCUUUCUCGCGCCUUGCAGCACAUCGGUAGAACAGACAUUGCCAUCGAAGUGGGGAAGAACAUCAACCAGGAAAAAGCCUUGAACCUGAAACGCUACGUUGAAGACUAUCACAAAUAUGUCAGCUCUUUAAACUUCCCAUCGUUCCAACCAGAUGCAAAAGACCACCAGCAUGCAGGACGGAGGGUCAGAAAAAGAAAAGUAAGGGAUCUGACAUGGCGGGACCUGGAUCUCAUUGUGGAGCGGGCUCCUGUUCCGCUGUACCAGAAGGGGCCUUCAGAUGUACUUCUUCCCCUGUUGUAUGGCAUCUUGGUGGGCUUCGGAGGCACUUUGCUUGCAGGCGUCUCUAUACUCCUCAUCAUCAUCCACAUCUCCCGAAAAAAACAGAAGAGCCAUAACCCCAGGGUCACCAGCAGCUCUAGCCAUAAGAUCCAGGUGGAAAAUGUGAUGUUGGAAGAUGAUGUUUCUGGGAGGUCAGAGGCUGAAAAAUAA
Molecule: messenger RNA, 1128 nt
Organism: Scomber japonicus (chub mackerel)
Lineage: Eukaryota; Metazoa; Chordata; Actinopteri; Scombriformes; Scombridae
Product: transmembrane and death domain protein 1-like
Exons: 9
Coding region: 1-1128 (375 amino acids)
Biological process (GO): signal transduction
Molecular function (GO): protein binding
Source: RefSeq, a predicted model, not a curated record